Molecule: messenger RNA, 1344 nt
Organism: Metarhizium robertsii ARSEF 23
Lineage: Eukaryota; Fungi; Ascomycota; Sordariomycetes; Hypocreales; Clavicipitaceae
Exons: 4
Coding region: 1-1344 (447 amino acids)
Source: RefSeq, a predicted model, not a curated record
AUGCAGCCCAACGACCUCCUCCACAUUCGGUCUAGUGCAGCUGGUCUUCCUGGGCCAUAUCUGCAAGAAAACAUGGCGCCGUACGAAAUUCUCGACAAAAUAGGCGAAGCAAAACCACGGACCAUUCUUCUUAUACAGGGGCAUACUGAGCGAGGCGAUGGUUUCAAGGGCGCCAUGAGAUUCCCAUAUAGAAAGUUUGCCAUAGCCCUUCAGCGUCAAGGGUCUAACUUAGUGGUGAUGUGCAACAUGCACCAGCAACCAGGCAACGCCAUACCUCGCAUCAUAGCGGGGCCCGUUCCAGGCAACUACUGUUACCACCUGGUGCAACAGCCGCCCGCAACCAUGACAGAUUUGGCUUACAGAGUUUAUUGCGAUGUCUUUGCUUUGUUCAGCGACAUAGUGUUAAUCUCUGUAGCGGAUUUCGGUGGACUUGAACGGGUCCUGUCGUUUGUAUGCUCUUGGGUCCUGCGCCGACAGUUGCAAAAACCCAAGCUUCGGACUCACUUUGUUGUCGCAACUGACAAAUACUGCUUAAAGGACAUUCAAUUUGAACUUCUAGCUACUAUGAUGGCAGACCAGUGGACACAAUCAGUGGCGAGUGUAAAAAGAACAAUAAGUGAUUAUACAGAGCUCAGCGUUAUUAACGGAUCUUCUGCCAGCCCUGGCCUGGUAGUAAAGCUAUUUGGUCUCAGGAACCAUCGACAAGCUGAAGGGCUUCACUUCACUGGGUCCGAUACUAAAAUACUUCUUCGCGCCGCUAUUGCACAUUAUACUGCCAAACCCAUGGAGACAUUCAAUUUGGUCGCCGCAUCCCGCCCGUCAUGGCCAGUCCCUGAAGAACUGGGCCACCACAUCGGAGAAUUUUUGGCGGCUUGCCCUCCAGAGCCUGUGGACCAUUACCCUAUCAUUGCGUCCGCACUUGUAAUGAACGCAUUUCACCCAGGAUUACACUCGUUUCCUCCGAACCUGACGUUUGAGUCUUUAUAUGUCAAGAAUUUGGCCGCAUUUGAACAGCAGGCAGGCUGCAAGGGCUUAACGGACCGGGUCCGCAGCGCGUUUGUCGACAUCGCCAAAUACACGAUCGGACCCGCGGUUGAACCUAGGGUACAACAUCUCGCCAGACUGCAAGGCUGGAGACCCAUUUCGAGCGUGAAACUCCGAGCGACUUGCUCAAUCUCAACCAAAUCGUACUACGUUUGUGCUGAACCCGCCUACGGCUGGACUCCGCAAAUUGGAGCUGGCCUGCCCAGCACCACGGCUGUACAACACGGCGGAGAGGCUACAACUGCGUGGUCAAAAUUCUUUGCCGGACGCCUCCGAGUCCGGCUCUCACGAGAACUCUAG